GGAAUGCAGGCGAACAAAGCACUAUUCACGAUUCCACUCGUUCACAAAGAGGCAGGCGAUUAGAACUCCGUCAAAUAAAGAAUACGCGUUCUGAGCUUUGCUCAACACUGGGAGUUGACCCAUAGGCUAAUGGAUUUUCUUUGUGUACAAAAUAUUGUUGAUGUAUUUGAUUAUAAAACAAAAGAGGAGGUCCGGACCUCUGUGUCAUGGCCUUGCCGUACCAAGCGGUGAUGCUGGCAGUCAAGAUGCUCUCAAUGGUGCAGCGGUAGAACCAAAUAUUUUCAGGCUCCCGAGGAGGGAAGAGGCAUUGUCGUGUCUUCUUCACGACUGUUGGUGCGUGUGGACCAUAUUAUUUCCAUAGUGAUGUGAUAUUUCACUAACGGUAUGUAUUUACUAAGUUUAAUAGGUUCACGCCUAUGCCCACGAAGCAGCCAAUAUUUUAGAGCGAAGCGUUGUCAAGCGAAGGCGCCGGUUCCGGUCAAAACACUGUGUUUGCGCCAGCCGAAAAGAGCCCUGGGCUUGUAGUAACGUAGUAAAACAGUACCGUAUUUCAAAGAACAGCGCGCAUACCCCUUUUCAUUCAACCACACCCUUUGAGAUAUGACGCACGCCAAUAAGAUCCUUUCUCUUCAGUGUAAACGGAAGUGAACAGUGACCAAGAACAAUUUCCACUAUAUCGUUUUAAUUUGUUAUUUAGACGUUUAUUAACACCAUGGAACUCAACAUAUUACUACUUUAACUGCACGGCAUCACAUAUUUACUUCAGGUUGUGUUUAAUUCCCGUUGGAGACAGGGCUUGGUUAAUAGAUGUUAUCUAGGUAACGCUAGCUAACAAUGGCUAACUGUAUGGUUUUUCACACUCAAAUAGCCUCCAUCAUGGAGGUGCUAGCUAACGCAGCUGUGGCAGAGAUCUGUAAACUCGUAGACGACGACUAUGCAGUGAUCCGUUUGGAAAUGUCUCAAAGCCAGAAAGAAAACAGGGGAUUGCGGAGGAAACUACAGCUACUGGAACUGAAGGUGGCACGGGAGCGCGCAGAGCGCGUCCUCGCCAGUCGUCCCAGUAGUGUCAAGAUCCUCGACCGAUACAGAGGAAUGGCAAGAGGUGAAGGACAUCUCACUGGAGGCCACAGGGGCUUUGUGAAGCCAGUGGGACACAAUACAUGGAGAGAUGACCAACCAAUCACGGUUGAUGAGGGGAGUGGAUCCUCAACCCAGCACGUUAUCGUUAUAGAGUAUGCAGAUGCAGAGGCUGCAGGUCCUGGGGUUAAGCAGGAGAGGUCUGAAGGAGAGGAGAACAAACGACACAACAGAGACAUCCAGACUGGAGCAGCGGCUGGAGUGGUUCCCCCUGUGGCUACGGAGGACUCUUCCACCACCCCAUCGCAGCCCAGGACGCGACGCAGCAUCACGGAGGUCAGUGGAACGCUGAACGCCGUCCUCAAGUCAGAGACCGACACAGAGACUUUAACUGUAACACAAAGGCUUUUGCACACAGGAUCUGACCACAGAUCAGACCCAGAGAGACUGGGGCCAGUGGGCUGUUCUCCUGCUCCCAGUUCAGAGUAUUUACUUUACGGUAACCCAAGCCCGAGGACGGUUCAUUCUCAUCAGGACUCAGGGGACGUGUUAGAGACUGGCAAUGAUCCGUCUUGUUCUUACACUACAGAGCUGGACACUGGCAAAAUUCCCUUGGGUUUAGAGACACAGACUGUUCUCUCUAGAGGGGAUUGGAACCAGUACAGUAGUAGUGUAUACUCUGAAGGGUGCGUAGAGGGUCUGGUCGUAGAUAAAGUGACUGUGAAAGUGGAGGGCGAUGUCCCUUCCACAUGGAAUGCAGAUAGUCACCUAGGAGAUGGACACUCACAGGGCAGAGAUUUCUUAGAAAACAGGGAAAGCUUGGAGACAAAUCCAAAUGUCGUUACCCACUCCCCUUUACACGCAUUCAGCGGUCGCGACCCAGUGUCCACGUCGAUGCGGCCUUCCGAUUCGCACAGCCGUGUCCUUUUCGAUCAGGUAUUGAACUCAAACGACAGGGCUAGAGCCCAGGCUCAGGGAAGAGGAGCCACAUCAGGCAAUAGUAAAGAGAAACAGUUCCUGUACAAGUUCUGUAACAAAGGCUUCAGCUGCACCCAGAAGGUGGACAUCCACCAGAGGGUCCACACAGAGGAGAAACCAUUCAUCUGUACCCAGUGUCACAUGCGCUUCGCCCAAGCUGGCACCCUGAAGAGGCACCAGAGGGUCCACACAGGAGAGAAACCCUUCAAAUGUACCCAGUGUCACAUGCGCUUCGCCCAGGCCGGUGACCUGAAGAGGCACCAGAGGGUCCACACGGGGGAGAAACCCUUCAGGUGCCCCCAGUGUGAGAAGAGGUUCUCCCGCCAGGACCAGCUGAAGAUGCACCUGAAGAUCCACAUGGAAGAAAGGCCGUUUGCGUAGCUACCUCAGGGUGCACCAGCAGAAUAACCAUUCCACUCAAUAACAGACCAAGAACGUAACCAUUUCUACUUGAUACUGUUGCUUCUGAUAUUUAGAUCAAAUUUAAAGACAAAGGUGAAUUUUCAUUGUUGUCAACAGAACAGAUCCACAGAUGCAUUUGGAAUAACAAGAGUAACAGAUUUCAGUGUUGAAUAUUCCUGGGUAUAAUAUUGCAUCCAGACAUUGUGUGAUAUAUAAGGCAUAUUAUAAGCCUAAAAAGUCUGUUACAUAAUGUAUUUGUACGGUUUUGGCUAUAUGUUUUAUUACUUCCAUUCAACUACUUCAAUUGUUUCCCAAGACACUUUCUAUUUGUUAUUAAGAAAAGAAAAAAAAAUACCCCCUUUUUUUCACCAAUUUCGUCAUAUCCAAUUGUUAGUUACAGUCUUGUCUCAUCGCUGCAACUCCCGUACGGACUCAGGAGAGGCGAUGGUCGAAACACAACCCUGCCAAGCCGCACCAAUGUGUCGGAGGAAACACCGAACACCUGGCGUGCACUGCGCCCAGGCCGUCACAGGAGUCACCAGGACUUCCCGUCCGGCCAUACUCUCCCCUAACCCGGACGACGCUGGGCCAAUUGUGCAUCGCCUCAUGGGUCUCCCGGUCAUGGCCGGCUGCAACACAGCCCGGUAUCGAACCAAGAUCUGUAGUAACGCAGCUAACACUGCGAUGCAGAGACUUACACCGCUGCGCCACUCGGGAGGCCCCCAAGACACUCCUAAUGAGAAAAUGUAUGUGUAUUUAUUGUUGAUACGUGUAUGUGUGGUUUUCAUAUGGUGUAUGAUAAGCACCUAAAUUCUAAUGCAGUGGCUGUACAGUAAUAUGCUAUAAAUGACAUCAGUGCUCAGGCUCGGUUUGGGUUUUGACUGACAGCUGUUCUGAACUUGAGCACAACAUGCGACAAGUUGCCCUCAUCGCUCCCGCUAAUUUGGCAACGUUUUUGUUGUCUGAGUGAAGGAAAUGCUGUAAAUUAAGAGGACUCAAUCUAUUUUGAAAGAUGAGAUGUUAAGGAUUAUAAUAAAUACCACUUUGAUGUCAUACAAGCAAG
Molecule: messenger RNA, 3520 nt
Organism: Oncorhynchus mykiss (rainbow trout)
Lineage: Eukaryota; Metazoa; Chordata; Actinopteri; Salmoniformes; Salmonidae
Biological process (GO): regulation of transcription by RNA polymerase II
Molecular function (GO): RNA polymerase II cis-regulatory region sequence-specific DNA binding; DNA-binding transcription factor activity, RNA polymerase II-specific
Source: RefSeq, a predicted model, not a curated record